Messenger RNA from Micropterus salmoides (largemouth bass), 2765 nucleotides. It is a transcript of the gene gemin5, whose product is annotated as gem (nuclear organelle) associated protein 5. Lineage: Eukaryota; Metazoa; Chordata; Actinopteri; Centrarchiformes; Centrarchidae. The record is from RefSeq and is a predicted model, not a curated record. Gene Ontology annotation, molecular function: protein binding.
CGGCCGUUAGUGUAGUCGCUGCGACAGUGCAGGUAACAUGUGAGAAGUUUUGUGUUUAUGCUUUAUCAGACUUUAUUAGAGAAUCACUUUAACCUGUUGGAGGCGUCAUGCACGAAAGGUCGCUCCCCGCGUCCCCCAACUGGUACUUCUCCCGCUGCAGCGACCUGAACAGCAGCGGUUUGCUGGGCGUCGGAGCCAAAAACAUAAUCUAUUUGAUUGACGUGUCUGCAUCCUUCUGCAGGGUCAUAGGUGAGCUUGUGGGCCAUAAAGACUUGGUGUCGGGCUUUUCAUUCUGUCAACAUGCAGGACAGAGUCACAUCUGUGUCAGCUCCUCCAAUGAUGGAAGUGUUCGCUUCUGGGACUCAGACAACAAGGUGCUUAUACGGGAACAUGCAGCUCAUCAGAGCCCCAUCUCAGCGGUGCACUGGUCUCCGGUGGAUAAAAACCUGGUGGUGUCGGGGGAUGAGAAAGGCAUUGUGGUCUGUCACUGGUACAACACAGGAGACACCGCCAGCUUCUUCCCUGAGCCCAGGACCAUCUUCUGCCUCACCUGCUCCCCUCACUCCUGGAGCUCUGUGGCUGUGGGAUACAAAGACGGGAUGAUCGUGCUGAUUGAUGUGAGUAAGAAAGGCGAGGUGAUGCACCGUCUCCGUGGACACGACGAUGAGAUCCACUCGCUGGCGUGGUCGCCGGUGGCCAGCGAGGAGGCCCUCUACAGCAGACCUGAGGACACUGAAGCAACCAGUGGAGUGUCUGCAGGAGACGAGAAGGGCUGCUAUCUUGCGUCUGGAAGCAAAGACCAGACCGUGAGGAUCUGGAGCACAGCGAAGGGAAAAGGUGUGAUGACUCUGAAGCUGCCGUUUGUGAAGAAACGAGGCUCUGCAGUCGACCCCGGGGUCAAAGAGAGACUCUGGCUCCACGUCCAUUGGCCGAAGGGACGACCAACAGAACUUGUGUCCAGCUGCUUCUGUGGUGAGUUGGUGAUGUGGGACUUGACCAGGACAGGGAAGCACAGGUGGACUCUGUUUGGGACAUCUUCAGAGGGUCAGAACCACAGCAGGAUCAUCUUCAACUUGAGUUCAGUCCACUUGCAGGAUAACAGAGAGCUGCUAAUCAGCACCUCCAUGGACAGAGAGAUUAAAUGCUGGGACCUGGCCUCUCUGGACUGCUGCUGGACUCUGCCCACCCUGGGUGGUUUCGUCUACGCCCUGACCUUCUCCCCUGUGGGUGCAGGGUGUCUGGCGGUGGGUGUCGGUGACAACAUGAUCCGGGUGUGGAACACACUGACCACCCAGAACCAGUACGACACCAGGUCCUUCUGGCAGGGCAUAAAGUCCAAGGUCACAGCGCUGGCGUGGCACCCAAAAAAAGAAGGCUCCUUGUCUUUUGGAACAGACGAUGGUAAAGUUGGUAUCUACGAUGUCUUCUCAAACAAACCUCCUCAAAUAUCGAGCUCCUAUCACCGAAAAACAGUGUACACAUUGGCCUGGGGACCCCGUCCCCCGAUGUCAUUUGGUGCAGCAGGAGCGAAGCCGUCCUUCAGCCUGUACAGCUGCGCCGGCGAAGGCGUCAUCCUGCAACACGAUCCAUCGAAGCUGAGCGGAGAGGCGUCGGACAUCGACAAGCUGAUCAGAGACACCAACGACAUCAAGCACAAGCUGUCUCCACACACAGACCUCUGCUGGAAGCCAGAUGGGAAGGUGGUCGCCAUCGGCAACGAGGACGGGUGCAUUGAUGUGUAUCAGGCUCCCAGUCUGAAGCUGCUGUGCAGCAUCCAGCAGCACCACAAGAUCAUCAACACGUUGCGGUGGCAUCACGGCCACAGCUCUCCACCAGAGCUGCACUGCCUCUUGGCCUCGGGCUCCAGCAAUGCUACCGUCUACGUGCACGAUCUCCGCUCCAUCAUUGAGAAUCCUCCAGAAAGUGCUGUGGUGUUGACAGAGCCGUAUCGAAGGCUGUGUGGUCAUACAGGUAAAAUCACCGGCAUGGUCUGGAGUCCACACCACGACGCCCGGCUGGUCACCGUCUCAUAUGAUGGCACGGCCCAGGUGUGGGAUGUGCUGCAGGAGGCGGCUGUGUCUAACUACCGGGGUCACAUUGGUUAUCUGCUGUGCGUGGACUGGUCACCUGUUGAUCCAGAUGUGAUCUGGACUGGAGGGAAGGACUUCACCCUGCAGGAGUGGAGAGUCUCCCAACAAGAGUUUACAAAGCCACCUAAAGGGAAAAAGAUGGUCGACCUGAAGGAGAAGAUGAAGGCCAAUGCCAAGCAGAAGAAAAACAAGAAGGCGCUGGGUGCCGGAGGAGCUGCACCACUAGAGAUGAACGGAGAGACGGUUACAGGAGGAGAGAAGGCGGCAGUGGGACAGGAGCUGUCUGGUGAAGAUGGGGAGGAUGAAGUCAGCUCAACAAACAGUCCUGUACCUCCACCAGCCACUUUUGAGAUGCAAAGAAAAUUAUCUACUGCCGUAAAGAGCAAAGACAAACCUGACUUAAACUUGCUGAAGAAGAAGAAGCCUCGCUCCAUGUUGCCCCUCAGUACCUCCAUGGACCAUCGGCCCAAAGAGGAUCUGCUGCAAGACUGCAUCACUCUGGCCUCUGUCAAACACAGCAACGCUCCCCCUGCAGGCUGUGUCCCAGCAGGAGAGCAUCUCCAUCUGGGCCUCUUCUCUGACAGACCGGCUCUCCACCGCAUGUUUGAGGCUGAAGGAAUUCAUAUCACAUAUUUCAGCUCUUUGGAGAGAAGAUGUCACAUGUUGUGUCAGUGA